Aspergillus udagawae is the source of this 7371-nucleotide messenger RNA. Its product is annotated as type I iterative polyketide synthase. The transcript is spliced from 15 exons. Gene Ontology annotation, molecular function: fatty acid synthase activity; oxidoreductase activity. Gene Ontology annotation, biological process: fatty acid biosynthetic process; secondary metabolite biosynthetic process. Bases 1 to 7371 code for a protein of 2456 amino acids. NCBI's taxonomy places the organism in Eukaryota, Fungi, Ascomycota, Eurotiomycetes, Eurotiales, Aspergillaceae. The record is from RefSeq and is a predicted model, not a curated record.
AUGUCUGCCGAAGUUGAAGGUUCAAGUAUGCGACGCCCUCGUGAAGUCCCUCCUGUUGCCAUCGUCGGGAUGGCGAUGAGAUUACCCGGAGGAGUAAAUACCGAGAGUGACUUCUGGGAUCUGUUGAUUACGGGGAAUGAUGGCCACUGUCGAGUUCCGUGGUCUCGGUAUAAUGCGCGCUCGCAUUCCAGCCCUGCCGAUCUUCACACUGUCCGGACAGAAUACGGCUACUUUCUACGUGAGGACCCGGCGCGCUUCGAUGCAAAGUUCUUUGAUCUGCCUGCGCGGCAGGCGUCCGUAAUGGAUCCUCGUCAGAGACUGCUCGCAGAGGUGGUCUGGGAAUGUAUGGAAAAUGCCGGACAGACAGACUGGUCCGGCUCGGGCCAGAAGAUUGGGUGUUAUGUCGGCGUCUUUGGCAACGACUGGCUGGAGCUUGCGAUGCAGGACACGCAAGACUUUAGCUACAAUAGAACUGCGAGCACCAUGGAAUUUCUUCCUAACCGUAUAUCUUAUUUAUUUGACUUGACAGGCCCAAGUGUCACAUAUAAUACAGCGUGCUCUUCUUCUAUGACUGCAUUACAUGACGCCUGUCAGGCACUCUAUGAUGGCGAUUGCAAAGCGGCGAUUGUGGCAGGAGCGAAUCUCAUUUUUACGCCAAUGAUAAGCACGAGUCUAUCUGAUUAUCGGGCCAUGGCCUCGGAUGGGAUCUGUAAGACAUUCGAUGCUGCAGCAGAUGGGUAUGGCCGCGGUGAAGCGGUAACUGCUAUCCUCAUCAAGAGAUUGGAUCACGCAAUUCGGGAUGGAGAUCCUGUGCGAGCUGUGAUCCGUGCAACUGCCCUGAACUGCGAUGGUAGGCAAGAACCCCAAGGGGCUCCCAAAGCACGAACCCAGGAGGAGGUCAUCCGGGACGCAUAUGCCAGGGCGGGGAUCGAAGAGAUUUCUCGUACGGCCUUUUUUGAAUGCCAUGGCACCGGAACUCAAAAAGGCGAUUUGGCCGAGGUAACGGCGAUCAAGAACGUAUUUGAGAAGGGUAUCAUGAUCGGAUCGGUGAAACCCAAUGUUGGGCAUGCGGAAGGCGCUUCAGCUAUUACAAGCCUCAUAAAAGCAACUUUAGUGUUAGAGCACAAGCUAGCACCACCCAACAUCCACGUGAAGAAGCUGAAUCCACGCAUACCCUUUCAACAGUCUGGGAUCGUUGUUCCAACAGAACCGACUGCCUUGUCGACUGAACGUGCAGAGCGAGUUAGCGUCAACAGUUUUGGUGUAGGGGGUUCAAACGCACACGCUAUCUUGGACUCCUGGUCCUCAGUUCGUACUUGCAGUGAAGACGAACUUUUGGUCCCUGGCGGUAUCUCGAAACAGAGGCUGCUUGUUGUUUCCGCAAAGGACGCAGAGGCUCUUCAAUUGCGAGCUCGGGGAAUCGGAGCUUAUCUGGGAAACACUAAGCAAUCGCUACAUGAUCUGGCCUACACUCUGGGAGUCAGAAGGGAGUACCUGAGCCAUCGCGGUUACCUGGUGACAAAAGACCAAUUUACUCCAGACAUAGCCGACUUCCAAUUGUCACGAGAGAGCUGCGCGUUUUCGGCACUCACAUUCGUCUUUACCGGGCAGGGGGCACAGUGGCCUGGGAUGGGCAAGCAGCUGAUCGCUGAAUUCCCAAGCUUUCGAGAGGAUAUUUUUCGAAUAGACGACAUAUUGCAAAAGUUGGAAGAGGCCCCGCGGUGGAAAAUACAAGGCAAGAAUUGGACACCUCCAGAAGCCGACAUUCCAGAUGAGCUCGUCAAAAGUGAUAAUGAUCAAAUUCACCACCCGGAACUAGCCCAGCCACUUUGUACCGCUGUCCAAAUAGGUCUAGUGAACCUCCUUCGGCGCUGGGGGCUUCGGCCAGAUUCAGUGGUCGGACACUCGAGUGGUGAGAUCGCGGCGGCUUACGCUGCAGGUGCAAUCCCAAUCAGGACAGCCAUGAUUCUUAGCUACUACCGUGGCCAAGUCACAAAGUUACAGACCCUCCCAGGAGCAAUGGCCGCAGUGGGUAUUGGUAAGUCCGAUGCGCUGCGAUACCUGGCGGAUGAAGUGGUAGUGGCGUGCGACAACAGCCCCCAGAGCACUACUCUCUCCGGAAAACCGGAGGCAUUGGACCGCGUUCUUCAGCAGAUAUCAACGGAGCAUCCGGGUACAUUCUGCAGACGGCUUCGCGUGCCCAUAGCGUAUCAUUCCCAUCAUAUGGAGAAAAUCGGGCUGGUAUAUGAAAGGCUGAUCAAGCGCCAUCUACUGAGGAAUGCUUCAAUGGUCGUCCCAAUGUAUUCCACAAUAACGUGCGAUGUGAUCGCAUCACCAGCCGAGUUGGAUGCGGAUUAUUGGCGUCGGACUCUCGAAUCACAAAUUUGCUUUUACCCUGCCGUCAAGUCGCUUGUGAGUCGUACUACAGAAAACAGAGUCUUUGUGGAAAUUGGACCGCACUCCACGCUAUCGACACCCUUGCUGGACAUAUUUCGAGACUGUGGUGGAUCAUCGCGACUGGACUAUAUUCCAACCCUUGUAAGGAACCGGGAUCAAGUAAGUUCUUUACUCGCCACUGCAGGGGAGCUUCACAUACGCCAUGUUCCAGUGGAUCUGUUGGAGGUCAAUGGCGGCCGCGGGAAGGUGCUCACAGAUCUUCCACGCUACCCGUGGGGUCAUGAUAGGAGAUAUUGGCACGAGACCCGCAUGGCAAGAGAAUGGAGAGAUCGCAAAUUCGCACACCACCCGCUUCUGGGAGUUCGUACGCUCGAAUCAUCGGACCAAGAACCGGCUUGGAGGAACCGCCUCGAGCUCAAACGGGUACGCUGGCUUUUAGACCAUCAAGUGGGUAAUGACAUCCUUUUUCCGUGCGUUGGCUACAUUGCAAUGGCCGGCGAAACAAUGCGCCAAAUCCACGGACAAAACUGCUAUUCUAUCAAGAAUCUAUCUGUGGUAUUGCCUCUCGCAUUGCGGGAGGAUGAACCCACCGAGAUACUCACAAGCUUGCGACCAGUCAAACUCACGGACAGCCUUGACUCGCAGUGGUUCGACUUCAGUAUCUCGGCAUACGAUGGCGAACACUGGCGAAAGCAUUGUUCGGGCCAGGUAAUGGCAGGCAAGGAGGAAGGGAUGGCUACCUCGACUGACGACGUUCAUCCUUUCGUUCGCCACAUCGAGCCGCAGUCGUGGUAUAAUGUUAUGGACAAACGUGGGCUGGCAUUCGGACCUGAAUUCCGCAGGCUCCAAAAUAUUACCGCAAACCCAAUGAGGCACGAGGCAGUAGCUACGGCCCGCUUUGAUCUCACUGUAAAAGAGGAGCAUAGCAUGCAUCCGGUGGUUAUGGAUCAAGGUCUCCAACUCCUAAGUGUUGCGUCGAGCAACGGCCUUUCCCGUCGCAUGCCAAAACUUGGAAUCCCCGUGUCAAUUGAUAGCAUCUACAUUGCCCCAAUUGGGGAAGAGACUAACUUCAAGGCCAGUUUCCCGACAACCCAGAGUGGCGGCCAAUUGAGCGCAGGAUUAGGUGGAGAUGUGAUCGGGAUAUCGAACGGAGAGGUGGCUCUAGUCAUGAGAGGAGCCAAGUUCCUGCCCCUGGACCAUAGCCCGAUGUUGAAUGACAUCAACAUCCCCUUGUGCUCUCGACUCGAAUGGAAACCGGACAUUGACUUGCUUCCCCCCAACGCCUUCUUGGCGAAAUCUAUCCCGCGCACCAGUGCCAUGACUCUCACACUCAAAUUGACCCUAUUGGGUAUCAUGCACCUUACGGAACGAGUUGGAAGCUACACAGGAACAUUGGAGGUUUCGAUGCAAUACGAGAGUUGGGUGAAUAAAAACUUCACUCGACUCCUGGAAAUUUUGCAGUCUGUCUUCCCCGAGGUCAGAAGCUGGGAUGUGGGUACAGCAUCUGUUCUGACGAAGAUAUUAAGAGACGUCAAGAAGGCCAUCGCUUCGUCCAGACCAGAACUUCGGCCAAUACGCAGCUUUCUGAUCAGCGGUCUCGAUGUCAUUGAGAAUAAGACGCCGCUUAUGGACUUUUUCAUAGGUGACGCAGGUUUCAAGUCAUUCUACGAGCUCAUUGCUAACUGCAUGGACCUGGGUUACGCCUUCUCAUUGCUAGGACACUCGAAUCCCGCACAGAGGAUACUCGAGGUCAAGUCCAGCACAUGCGGCGCCACUGCCGGAAUUUUGAGUUCCUUGUACUCGGCGGAAGGGGUACGGUUGUUCAAGAAAUAUACUCUUGCCGCUAAGUCUUCGGAAUUACUAGUCGAGCACAAUGACAGAUUCAGAGACGUGGACGGCUUUGAGUGCGCUGUUCUCAAUCUCGCCAGCAGCCCUAUUGAUCAGGGAUUUGAAGCAGCAUCUUAUGAUUUGAUUAUUAUUCCUAGUGACUUGCCCGCCGACGUCGACCCUAAUACCUCCUUGCACAAGCUAAGGAGCCUGCUUGUUCCUGGGGGCAGUUUACUGAUUCGGGAGGUUACACCAGAUGUCCCUUUCGUGGAUUAUGCCAUGAGCUUGAUUCCAGGAGUUUCUAUCUUUAGUUAUGGCUCUCAGAACAAGAACCUUUAUUCGCAUGAAUACUGGAAGGAGAAGCUUUGUGAAACUGGAUACGAACAGCCUGAGCUCACGUCCUGCCUGUUCAAUGCUUAUCCAUGGUCGUUAAAGCAGAGCAUACUUGCAAAGUCUCCAUAUCCGGAGGAUCAGAAGGGUACCGUUCAUUUGUUAUGCAACUCGCAUUCGCACCAAUGGACGCAAGCGGUUACUAGACUACUGCGUAAGGAAGGGUACGCGGUUGAGUUCUUCAAGCUGGAGGAUCUACCGCAAGACAAACAAGACGUUGUCUGUCUAAUGGACCUGGAGGAGCCAUUCUUGCAAAAUAUCUCAAAGGAGAGAUACGACACACUGCUGCGUUAUAUCUCGCAAAGGCGACGGACACUGUGGGUUACCAAGGCCUCGCAAAUUACAUGCGAGGAUCCGUCAUAUGGUCUGAUUUUAGGUCUAGCGAGAACAAUCCGAUACGAAGAGUCGAUUCAGUUCGCAACCCUCGAAGUGGAGGAUCUUAAUUUGACAGCAGCCGGAUUGCUGGUGAAAGUGUACGAGAAGUUCCGGCGGCAGUGCACCCAGGGAGUGUCACAUCCCGAGUGCGAGUUUGCCAUACACAAAGACGUCGUACACGUUGGCCGAUUCCACUGGUUGGCGCACCGUGAUAUCAGACCCGUUUUGGAUACCGAUGAUGCGCCUAGGAUACUCGAAGUUGGGAAGCUCGAUGGUAGGGACCCUGUCCUCUGGAGGCAGAAGUCACUCCCUCGCCUCGGUGAGGACGAUGUGACUGUGGAUGUGCACUAUGUCGGACUGAAUUUCAGGGACGUUAUGGUCUCGUCCGGGUUCAUUGGGAAUGAACAUGGAAUGGGCCUUGAGGCCAGCGGAAUUGUCCGCCAGGUCGGGCCACGAGUUAAACAUCUUCAACCUGGGGACAAAGUUCAUGUUAUAGGCACGGGACUCCUGGCUACAAGAGUGACCACUGCCAGUCAAUUCUGUUUUCCGGUUGCUAGCGACAUGUCUUUGGAAGACGCAGCCACAGUGCCGAUCGGAUAUGCAACGGCGAUCUACUCGCUUCUCACCGUUGGACAGCUCGAGAAUGGCCAGUCCGUCCUAAUUCACUCGGCAUGCGGAGCGGUAGGGCAGGCCGCAAUCCGAAUAUGCCAGAUGAUGAAUGCCAAAAUCUUUGCCACAGUUGGGAAUGAACAGAAGGUACAGUAUCUCGUCGACAACUUCGACAUACCCCGAAGCAAUAUUUUUGCGUCUCGGGACGCAUCCUUUGUUUCUGGUGUGAUGCGAGAGACGAAGGGAAAAGGCGUCGACAUUGUUUUAAACUCACUCUCUGGUGCUCUGCUUCACGAAUCCUGGAAGUGCGUCGCAAAGUUUGGGAAAAUGAUCGAAAUAGGGAAGCGUGACUUCAUGGGCCAUGGCAGGUUGGAUAUGGAGACUUUUGCAGCUAACAGAACCUUUAUCGGCGUCGAUUUGCUGCAGCUUCUGCUAGACAGCCCGGACCAAUUUCAAAGAUUGAAUCGCGGAGGGCACCUCAAACCGAUCCAUCCCAUAAAAGUAUUUGACGCGUGCAACGCCCACCAGGCUUUGGCAUAUAUGCAACGAGGAACACAUAUCGGCAAGAUAUUGGUUAAGAUCGCGGGUGGUGACGAUGCUGACUCUAUCGCAAUGAUUAAGCCCAGCCCCCGAUUUGCACCAGACGCCGCAUAUCUUCUCGUCGGGGGUCUGGGGGGAAUAGGAAGAGCGGUAUCUAACUGGAUGGUGGAGAAUGGUGCAAAAUCCCUGGUUAUCCUUUCGCGAUCUGGAGUUAAAUCCUCCUCUGACCAGGCAUUCCUUGAAGAGCUUCGAUUUCAAGGGUGCAGUGCCGUCGUCGUAAGAGGAGAUGUGUCGGAUAUUAAUGACGUGCGCAGCGCCAUAGCGAAGAGCCCCAAGCCCAUAUCUGGGGUGAUUCACCUCGGUAUGGUUCUGAGAUCUGCUCCCCUGCUAAAGUCGUCGCAUGAAGACUGGGUGGCCGUCCAAAGCCCCAAAGUGGAUGGCGCAUGGAAUCUCCACCAUGCGCUGGGCACUACGGAUCUUGAUUUCUUUGUUGUUUUCAGUUCGAUUGCCAGCCUCUGUGGAAUUAUCGGUCAAGCCAGCUACGCUUCGGCCAACGGGUUCCUAGACGCCUUUGUCAGAUAUCGCCACUCUCUAGGUUUGCCAGCAACCACCAUUGAUCUUGGUGCGGUGGGCGAUAUCGGGUGCUUUAGUAGGACGCCCGAUUUGUUGAAAAGCGCGGCGGCCUUUGGUACUCGGAUCCUCGAAGAAGCUGAUGUUCUCGAUGCACUGCAGCUGGCAAUCGAGAGAUCCAAGUCGACACCCCCAGGUGUUCAGUCAGAGUCGUCCCAGGUGAUUGUAGGCAUGAGUUCGACCAAGUCCCAGUCAGACCCUCUCGCUAGGCCGUCAUGGUCUCAAGAUGCUCGAUACCGUCUGUACGAAAACCUGGAACACACUCAAUACACUUUACAGAUGAAUCUCCUUGAUGAGGUCAAGCAGUUCUUCUCCAAGGCCAAACAAACCCCGGAGAUGUUCAAAGAGGAACGAGCAUGGGAGCUCCUUCUUAAUGUGAUUCGACUACAGUUAAGCAAACAUGAAGCUGAGGAAUUAAGUCUGGCGCAGAUUGCUGACAUGGGGAUCGACUCUCUUAUGAUGAUGGAGAGUAUUGGUGCACUCCGAAGACAUCUCGAUGUGGAGCUGAGUAUCACCGACAUUUCAGCCGCAGGGACCUUUGGGGAACUGGUCAGAACAUUACAAGAGAUCUUCUACAAGAGGUACCGUACUGGUGAGCGAUAG